This is a messenger RNA of Spinacia oleracea (spinach), 1110 nucleotides long. RefSeq names its product cyclin-U2-1. Lineage: Eukaryota; Viridiplantae; Streptophyta; Magnoliopsida; Caryophyllales; Amaranthaceae. Bases 75 to 731 code for a protein of 218 amino acids. The record is from RefSeq and is a predicted model, not a curated record. Gene Ontology annotation, molecular function: protein kinase binding. The transcript is spliced from 2 exons. Gene Ontology annotation, biological process: regulation of cyclin-dependent protein serine/threonine kinase activity.
CCUUUCAUUUUCAUUCCAACCAAAACCAACCUCAGCUCUCAAAUUUUAAUUCUAAUAUUGUCAUUUGUUUUACAAUGUUGAAUAUAUCUCCAAGGAAAUUAAGGUCGGAUCUUUACUCCUACCAAGAUGAACCGGAUAUGCCCUUAGUGGUAUCAGUCUUAGCGGCCUUGAUAGAGAGACACAUGGCGAGGAACGAGAGGAUAAGUCGUAGUUCUAGAAGGGUAAUAUUGUCAAAAGACGCAAAAACCCGAGUAUUUGAUGCCCACGAAGCUCCGGAUAUGACAAUUGAAUCCUUCUUGGAACGGAUAUUCCGUUACACAAAGGCCGGACCCUCCGUUUAUGUGGUUGCCUAUGUUUACAUUGAUAGAUUAUGCCAAAAUUAUCCCGGUUUCAAGAUUAGUCCUAGCAAUGUACAUAGACUCCUCAUUACUACCAUCAUGGUCGCAUCCAAAUACGUCGAGGACAUGAAUUACAGAAAUUCAUAUUUUGCAAGAGUAGGAGGAUUGACAACAAAGGAAAUGAACAAAUUAGAGGUUGAUUUUUUAUUCAUGAUGGGAUUUAAAUUACAUGUAAAUGUGAGUGUUUUUGAGGGGUAUUGUUGUCAUUUAGAGAGAGAAGUUAGCAUUGGAGGAGGAUACCACAUUGAGAGGGCAUUGCGAUGUGCUGAAGAAAUCAAGUUGAGCCAAUGUGUUGAUAAAAGAUUUGGUCAAAUCGCUCGUAUUACUUUAUAACCCUAAAAAUUUUAAUUAUUUUUUGGGGAAUAUAAUGUAUAGUUUUUGUAUAUUUUGUGUAAGUUUAAUGAAUAUAGUACUAGUGUUUUCUGUAUUUGCUCGAAGAAUUAGAGGUUAAGAUCACUUGGAGUUGGAGUGAUACACAUGGAGUACAUUGGAACAGGGCUCAAUUAUGAUGCCCCUUUUCAUUUACGGUUAGAUGAUGUUGAAAUGACCCUUCACGAGUCAACUCAACUUGGGUUUUUUAGUGAGAUCUUUCUAAUAGGUACAAGUAACAGAAAAUUUCUACCAUGACAACCUUUAUGGUUGGUUAAUUAAAUAUAAUUUUGUACGGAGUUCUUUUUUUUGAUCAUUACAUAAUUAGUGAGAUUUGAAAAUA